AUGUUCCCUUUCCCGAGGAACGUAGCAGCAGCAAUUGCAGUAGAUGAAGCUGCAAGAAAUAUAGCAGCAGCUGUUAAUAAUCAGAGAAUUGAAGCCAACAGGGCCCGGAAUAUUGAGAUGAGAGAAGCUCAAGAUCCAUUUCAUACUCUGGACGAAUUUACGUUUCGAAAAAGGUUCCGACUAUCCAAGGACUUGACACUGUGGCUUCUGGAACGGAUUGCUCCACUGCUCCCUGAUGAAGGUCCAACGUCAGGGGUUCCAAAGAGAAUUCAGGUUCUUGUGACAUUGAAGUUUUAUGCUUCUGGAGAUUUCCAGAUCUCCAUCGGUGACUGUGAAUUCUUCGGCCUAUCCCAAUGCAUGGUCAGCCAGGUAAUAUCUAAUGUUACCGAUGCAAUGACAACAUUGUCAGACGAAUACAUUGUAUUCCCUGACACAGAAGAUCAAUUUCGUGAAAUUUCCGAAGGAUUUCAAGGAAAAGUACGCUUUCCUGGUGUAGUAGGGUGCAUUGAUUGUAUACAUGUGCUAAUGCGAGCCCCAGAUGGAGAGCCUUGGCAUUACAAGAAUUACAAAGGUACUUAUUCGUUGAAUAUUCCAGUCGCCUGUGACCACAGAAUGCGUAUCAUGAUGCACGAAUCUGGCCUCAAUCGAGGGUGA
Diachasma alloeum is the source of this 654-nucleotide messenger RNA. Its product is annotated as putative nuclease HARBI1. Bases 1 to 654 code for a protein of 217 amino acids. NCBI's taxonomy places the organism in Eukaryota, Metazoa, Arthropoda, Insecta, Hymenoptera, Braconidae. The record is from RefSeq and is a predicted model, not a curated record. The transcript is spliced from 4 exons.